GAGCUUGUAAGGCGGCGGCGCGAGGAUGCGUGACGUCACGUGCGCCGCGCCUCACGCAUGCGCCUACGUAUCGAGCGCGGCAUGUGCCUCUCGCAGCCGGCCGACCCCUCAGCCCGACAUAUUCACUUUUUUAUUUUCCUACUGAACGUACUCCGCCGUGACGCUUCGGUUUUCACGUUGAAGACAACAAGAGGCGCAGAUCCGGUGCGUUCGCUCCAGACGCUUGGCCGCCCUCCGUUGACGGCCGCCCACCGCGCCGCUUAGUCUGAUCGAAUCCAAAAUGGCAGGACUACGGCUCCGGGUUCCUGCGUGGGCCCGUCUCUGACCUACAGAUUGGGUUCGCGAGCGAUAUGUGCCCCUUCACUUAAAUGUUACGCAAGUUAGAGUCGGAGUGGUUUCGAGAAGGUGUUUCGGUUAUCAAUCGAACUGACACGAAGAUUCCCUGGUGCAGUGAAUUUAGUGGCUCAUGUAAUCCGAGCCAGGACAAGCUUUCACCGAAAUGAGCGGUUAUGGAGCAGGCGCCAUGGCCACGACCGGAGGCACCGACACAGACUCACUGUCGAGACGCUUGCGUCAAGCCGAGCGUGCCAGGGCCGACGCGGAGAGAGCACAUGCCGACGCACUUGCCCAGCUACGAUCGGCGCAAACUUUGCCCUUAGACGCCCAUAAUAUCGAACAACUACAAUCCAGAGCUAGGGAGCUCGAGAAAAAAGCAGCUUUGGAGACAGUGCGUUGUGAGGAACUUCAACUGGAACUGUCGACAGCGCUGCGAGCCCGCGGCACUACGACAUCGGCGACUUGGACUCAAUGUACACAGCCUGGAUAUGAAAUAGAACGAAUUAUGGCGAAAAUUGAACAGGAUAAUCGUAUUCUAGCUGAAUUAGAACAGCCAAGAUCUACUACUACUACACAUGCGAUACAACCAAGUGGAUCGACCCAGGCACUUGGAGAGUUCCAUUCGCCGACACCGUCGCCCCUGCCUCAUAUUUAUGGAAAUACAGCUGGUCAUGUAGCCAUUUCUCAAAGCAACACCAUGCCGACGCUGUCCGCAUUCCAUGGAGCAAACCAAUUUAGCGCCCCUAGUUCGAAUUCCGUUGGCUACUCGAUGAGCGCCCACAACCCUACGUAUGCCAAUCAAGCCUCAACAUAUUCCGCUAACACAUACGGAUUGACAAACACUCAUCAAGUCACAUUUACUAAUCCAGUGACAGCGCCCCUAGUAAAUAGCAUCGGUCAAAUAACCAGCACUCUGGCUGGCUUACAGAGCAACCUUCAGAAUAUAACUGGGAAUGUGUCAAGCCUGAAUUUAGGCGGAACGCUUAGCGGACCAGGUAUGACGGGUACAAUAGCGGGCACAGGAUUAACAAAUUUGAACAGCGCACAGACAAAUUUGCCGGGACUGACGAACACGUUAAGCGGGAUACAAUCAACACUUACUGGAAACUUGGGAAAUACUCUGAACAGUUUGACUGGUGGACCUCAGCUCGGAGCGUUGAAUACUAGUUUGACAGGAACCAAUGCGUACGGAACUGGGAUCUAUACAAAUCCACUUCUAUCGGCUUUGACAUCACAUCCUUUGUGUAUAAAAUUAAAACCUUUAGAUGACAUAGAUUUGAGUUUAGGUAGAUACGGAACGAGUAGUAGUAGUGGAGCUGGCAGAGCAGCGACUCCGGUUACGCCCCAUCAGCCCUCAUGGAACCUAGGUUUAGAUAGCCAAUUCGGAACUGAUAGGUUAGGGGCCUUAGAAACAGCGUUUAGUCAUGACCGAAAUCGAGCUUUAUCGAGGAUUCUUCCUAAUUCAGCAUUAGAUAUGGAUGUUCGAAAUUCACUUUACAUGAACGGGGCAUCCGCUGAAACGGUAGACAUGUUGGAUAUUCCCGGACGAGGCCGUUGUUGCGUUUACAUAGCACGUUUCUCCUACGACCCUCCGGAAAUCGAAAGCGCAGAGGGCGAAUUAUCGAUUUCGGCGGGUGAUUAUUUAUUAGUAUGGGGCGCGCCAGAUCCAAACGUCACAAUGUUGGAAGCGGAAAUGUUAGACGGGCGUCGCGGUCUCGUGCCAGUUAAUUUUGUUCAGAGACUAGUGGGAGAGGAUCUUUUAGACUUCCAUCAAGUUCGUACAUUCACUAAUCCAAUUCUAUGGAUCUCAAAGUUCCAAGCGUUCUUCAUUUGUGACGUGAACUUACAGGCUGUGGUGACGUCGAUGCGAGAUGUUGAUGAGUCUGCGACGACUGCGGUCAGUGAACUGUCUCUUAGUCGGGACGUCGCUCGACUUAGUGAAACGGCGGACAUUAAUGAGGGUCCUGAAGAUGACGACAAUGAGCUGUUUUUCUCGUCGCUAGUGCCCGCGCCGCGGCAGCUCAACCUCGAGAGGCAAUUGAAUAAGUCCGUGCUGAUCAGCUGGAUCGCGCCGGACGGAGUUCAACAGGCGAACAUCGAAAGCUAUCACGUGUAUGUCGAUGGAGUCCUCAAAACUACUGUGAAAGCUACAGAACGCACGAGGGCCCUUGUCGAAGGAGUCGAUGCUGGUCGCCCUCAUAGAAUAAGCGUGCGUUCGGUAACUGCUUCACGGAGGACAUCACGUGAUGCUGCUUGCACGAUGGUCAUAGGAAAGGAGACUGUUAAUAUGGGCCCAACUUGUGUCAGGGCUAGUGGAGUGACUUGUUCUCAAGCCGUAAUUUCCUGGUUGCCUGCCAAUUCCAAUCAGCAGCACAUAGUUUGCGUUAACAAUGUUGAGGUGCGGCUAGUGAAAGCAGGUGUCUAUCGGCAUACCAUUACGGGACUUUCACCCAGUACUCAGUACAGAGUAACAGUACGGGCCAAAAAUGGGAAGACUCUCCAGCCUUCGGGAAUACCCGCAGAAGAAGCUCCAGGCGCUUACACGGACUUUAGGACUCUACCCAAAGGCUUACCGGAUCCGCCCAAUGAAAUAAUGGUGGAGGCCGGCCCGCAAGACGGCACUCUGCUGGUGACGUGGCAGCCGGUACAGCGUCCGCCCGCCUCUGGACCUGUAACCGGAUACGCUGUAUACGCUGACGGAAAAAAGGUCACGGACGUAGACUCGCCGACCGGUGACCACGCUCUCAUCGAUAUCGGCAAACUGAUCGGCCUCAAUCCUAAAUGUGUUACCGUUCGUACAAAAUCGCGCGACAGCCAAUCCAGUGAUAGUGUACCGACGCCUAUACCGCCUGCGGUAUUGCGGGGCGUCGUAUCGAGAAUGCCUCGUGGUGCAGUCGCGCCGGUCUCGAUUCAGCCGGGCACGUACAGGGGCCCUCAGCGACCGCAGCCCUAUCAGCAACAGCAACAAGUCAUUGAGCAUGACGAAAAUUUAUCAGAUAAGGAAAUAUUCCCAAACAAUAACCGCCACGAUCAGCAGCCAGCCCAGCCUACGAGUGGAUUCGGCACUGGCCUCCUAAAGAGUAUAUUCGACAAAAUAACCCCUUCGCAAUCGGGAAUACCGGCCAUCGAAAUCACUAAAGAAGGCGCGACGGAGCUGGGUAGCGAGGAUGGGGAGGCGACGCGCCACCGGCCGCAGCAGCAACCGUCCCAACCGGCGCAGGCGUCGCAACCGCCUUCGGGUCAGCAGUACCCGAAUACACCAGCGUACCAUGGCACGCAGCAACCGCCGUAUCCUCAAGUCGCCCAGUUCCCAAGUAACCAGCAGGGUCAGUACCCUAACCAGCCGCAGCAGUACCAGAAUCCACCACCAAGGACACACCACGAAAGAGGACGACCACCGAAUCCUCAGCAGCACGGGCAGCCAAGCGGGAUGCAAUUGCAAGGACGAGGGGCAGCGGCUGCGGGUGGCGCGGUACCUCGUGGCCCGCAACCGGGUCAACGUCAUGGACCCCAGAGCCACGCUCAAUCCAAACGCAGCCGCUUCUUCAUCGCGCUCUUUGAUUACGAUCCAGUUACAAUGAGUCCGAAUCCAGAGAGUUGUGACGAAGAAUUGCCCUUCAGCGAGGGUGACACAAUAAAGGUAUGGGGGGAUAAAGACGCUGACGGUUUCUACUGGGGCGAGUGCCGAGGCCGACGCGGAUAUGUGCCGCACAACAUGGUUAUGGAAGUUUCCGAACAAGAGGCCACGGGGCAACCAGCCGCCAAGCCAAGAGACCGAUGGACCGACGCUUAUGCUAAUCAACCCGUUCGAAGAAUGGUCGCUCUCUAUGACUAUGAUCCGCAAGAACUGAGCCCCAAUGUAGAUGCCGAUGCGGAAUUAAGUUUCCAGACUGGUCAAAUUAUCCACGUUUACGGUGAUAUGGAUGAUGACGGUUUCUACAUGGCUGAAAUCGAUGGAGUCCGAGGACUGGUCCCCAGCAAUUUCCUCACUGACGCCAACGAACAGUAUACCAAUGCCGGACAGAGUAGUCAAGUUGGCGGCCCAAAUAUGCGCGGAUCGGGCGGGGUCGCAGGGCGCGGUAGGGGCAUGGGCCCGGGGGCGUCUGGGGGGCCAGGGGGCUCUGGGCCGCCGGGACCGGGGGCGCGCGGCCCCCCUCCCCCUCCGAGAGACAAUGUUGCCCCCGCGCCCCGCAACCAUCACCGUAAGACAGAUGCCUGCCCUCUUCCCCCUUCUCAAUUAGACCACAACACAUGCGCCAGUAAUCCAGAACAGGCGAAUUCUCAGGCGAGGGGGAGAGGCGCGUCGAGCGGACAGCCCCCGAACACGAUCGCGCGAACGAGCGCUGGUAACGCGGGCACCCCCACCGUCCAGUCGCCCGGCAACGCACCCCCCAGCGGACCCCCCACCUCCAACAACUCCGCGAGCACUCCGCUUAAUGCGACCGGGCCCACUAGCACAACGACGGGGGGUCCUACGGCGCAAACGACUACCAGACGCGGAGGUCCAGCGGUCGUGCCUUCCGCGCAGCCCCUCACGCCGGCGCAGCCCCCCUCUUCCCAGCCCAACCUGAUGCAGAAGUUCUCCGAAAUGACGGCACCCGGCGGCGACAUUCUUAGUAAAGGCAAAGAACUGAUCUUCAUGAAAUUCGGCCUCGGUGGUAAAUAAUGUCGGUCGCAGGGGGUCGCGGCGUGCGACUCCCGCCGCGCUGUCUCGUCCACUCCCCCGGUGCCCUGGUACUGGCUGGUACUCCUGCGGCUAAUCCAAACUAUCUAUCCGGCUCUUCGUGGAGCUUGUAUUUAAUUUAGGCAUGUUGUAAAUAGUUAUAUGCAAUACACGCACAGUAUAGUGGAUAUCUGAUCGUUAGUGCUAUCUCGGUAGAUUCAUGGAUGGAGCUCAGACAUCUGGGAAUAGUUGUACCUAUAUCUAAAGCUUCUCUAUCUCCGAUGUUUGCUCGUUAACUACUUAGGUUAGAAAUAAAUAUGAAUUAUAUCAUUGUUAUUGUUUAUGCGAUAGUAGAGUUUGACUUGUGUUAUUUCUUGCGUAGAAUAAGAAAUUAUAAUGUUACCGUCUAGUUGUUACUUCAUAUUCGUUACGGUGUAGUCUUGUUGUAAUUUUCUAAUUUACGUUUUAAAUCUAGCUAGCUGUGUGAAUAGCCCUUGAAAAUAUUAUAAAACAGCGGAACAAGAAUGUGAACUUCCUCUAAAGUCUGAUCUCACGGAAAAAUUACGAUUAGUUAUUGUUGUUUAUGAUAAAUGUUUUGUUAACGCUAAUCUUUGUACAAUGCAAUGGUGCAACCGUCCCUUUUAAAUAAACGGAAUCGAUUUAAAAAAAAUAUCGAUUGACUUUUAAUCGACGUUCGGCGGUCAUGAUCGUCAAUGAAAAAUAUUGUAUGGAAAGCAGGAACACGUAUUUUAUUAUUUAUAGAAAUUUGCAAAAUUGAAGUGUUGAAAAGUUUGAAAGCUAAUUUAAAAAAAAAUUACGUCAUAAUUUCACUUUCAUCUCGAUUCCAUGCUGUCAGUAAAAUUUAUAUACCUUAAAAUCGAUUAAGUAAUUGAAUCCCUUUAAGGUAUAAUAAUUAUUCUCGAAUAGAAACUAAGAUACUGUGAUAGUAGACGUGAUACCAUCUAUAUUCUAAUUGUACUAUACAUUUACUUCACACAAAACAUUCUCGACUGCAUUGGACAGGAAAUUCGUUCGCAUUUUUGCCAUUUGAAAUUGAACUUUAUAUUCGAAGAAGAUGUACAAUAACUUGUCAUUUAUUGUGGCAAUAGAUAAUCGUGUAUCGAUAAGAACUAUAUUACGAAGGAAACUUCUUAUAAUAGUUACUUUUCUUACGUAUCCAAAAGCCGUAGACGUACUUAAACACGUGUAAUGUUUAAUCUGGUAUUAGGUUCAUAAUAAAAAAAAACAUUUAUGACAAAGGCGAAUUAACCCAAUGACAAGACUGCUUGCAUGGAGAAGAUAUUUUAUAUAAGUUAUAAAUCGAUAAUGCAUCACUGAUGUGUUUCGAUUUCAAAUUUGAAAUUCAUUAACAAAAUAAUAUCACGUACACUUAAUUAUUUUAAUAAACGAUCACCAUAAUAAAUAAUGUUUGACUGCGUAAUGAAUAAUCGUAAUCAAACAUAAUUCAGUAAUUUAUUCCGAGAUAAUUAUAAUAUUCAAUAUGAAAUGUUUAAGUAAUUCUAAAAAUUGUUGUACAUAUUGAUCAUCGGGAUCGCUUGGGUUCUUAGACUAUGUAUUUCGAAAUUGCUCACUUCGUACAAGAAUAAUUUUAAGUCCUUUAAAUCUCUAUAAUAUAUCUACAUAACAAAUACGUUACGUAAAUUAUAUAACAUAUAUUUAUUCCAGUGUUAACGUACAGCUUGCGAUUAAUAAAAUUAUAAAAAAAACUUUUAACUUUUUGUUAAUGCAUAACCCCCACUCUUUAGUCCAAUAUUAUUAUAAAAAAUAUACAAUAAUAUAUUUAAAAAUUGCGUUGACAACGCGUCCGCGUGGGGUGAAAUGUUCUUAGCUAAGCACUGCGCGACAUAUCUACUUUAUAAGAUACGUAUAAUAUAUAUAUUUAAUCUGUAUUCCAAUUUUCUAUUAUCAAACUUAUAACAAAUAGCACUUAUUCUAACACCCUUUGAAGUUGUUCUUCUAUUUAUACAUUGUUAUAAAACCGUAUCUAUUAACACGAUAUGUGUAUGAUUGCAUACGCGUUAUUAUAUAUGAAAAAAAUAUAUAUUAUGUAUAUUAAUCGUGCGUUUACAUAUAAAUAAACAUCAUUUAAUGUGAAGAGUUGUAUAUUAUAUACUUAAUUAAUUAUGACAAAACACUAUGAUAUAUGAAUCUUGAACAAUGUACCAAAAAAAUAUUAAUAAUAUGCUGAGAAAAAAAUAAAUAAUUUGAA
Messenger RNA from Bombyx mandarina (wild silkworm), 7229 nucleotides. It is a transcript of the gene Rbp, whose product is annotated as RIMS binding protein. Gene Ontology annotation, molecular function: protein binding. Lineage: Eukaryota; Metazoa; Arthropoda; Insecta; Lepidoptera; Bombycidae. Gene Ontology annotation, biological process: neuromuscular synaptic transmission. The record is from RefSeq and is a predicted model, not a curated record.